This is a messenger RNA of Myripristis murdjan (pinecone soldierfish), 1319 nucleotides long. It is a transcript of the gene sgk2b, whose product is annotated as serum/glucocorticoid regulated kinase 2b. Gene Ontology annotation, molecular function: ATP binding; protein serine/threonine kinase activity. Gene Ontology annotation, biological process: protein phosphorylation. Lineage: Eukaryota; Metazoa; Chordata; Actinopteri; Holocentriformes; Holocentridae. Bases 38 to 1294 code for a protein of 418 amino acids. The record is from RefSeq and is a predicted model, not a curated record. The transcript has 12 exons.
CUGCGGUUUGUCACCAGCCCGUUCAGUCUCUGUCGGGAUGACCGUGACUCAUGACCCGAGGCCGAUGACCUAUGCCAAAAUUAGAAGGCUGGUGUCAUUCUUCUCAGCUCUGCUCAAGGGGAAGAAAGGCGGCUUCAGUGACUUCAAACACAAACUGUCCUCUAAUCAGCCCCUCUGCCAACACCUGGACAGGCAGAAAAUCAUCCCGCCUGAGAGCGGCCGGCGAGGACAGAGGGAGGAGAGGGUGAUCUCAGUGAACCCUGAUGGCCCUCAGGUGACACCAUCAGAUUUCGACUACCUCAAAGUAAUCGGCAAAGGAAGCUUUGGAAAGGUGCUGCUGGCGAGACACAGAGAGAGUGGAGGCUAUUAUGCUGUGAAAGUGCUGCAGAAACAGAACAUUGUCAAGAGGAAAGAGCAGAGACAUGUGAUGGUUGAGAGGAGUGUGCUGCUGAAGGGGCUGCAACAUCCGUUCCUGGUGGGGCUUCACUUCUCCUUCCAGACACCACACACUCUUUAUUUCGUCCUGGACUACGUUAACGGAGGGGAGCUCUUCUACCACCUGCAGAGAGAGGGGCUGUUUCCUGAGCCCAGGGCGACAUUUUACGCAGCAGAGAUGGCCUUGGCGCUGGGCUACCUGCACUCUCUCAGAAUCGUCUACAGAGACCUCAAACCGGAGAACAUCUUGCUGGACAGCGAGGGCCAUGUGAUGCUGACAGACUUCGGCCUGUGUAAAGAGGGCGUCUCCAUAGGCGGGACUAUGCAGACAUUUUGUGGGACCCCUGAGUACCUCGCCCCAGAGGUGCUCCAAGGCCACCCUUACAGUCCAGCGGUGGACUGGUGGGGCCUGGGCUGUGUCCUGUUUGAGAUGCUCUACGGGCUGCCUCCUUUCUAUAGCCACAGCAAAGCGGAGAUGUUUGAGAAGAUAAUUAACGCUCCUCUGAGGCUCCGUGGCGGCGUGUCCCCAGCCGCCCGCUCCCUGUUAGAGGGCCUGUUGGAGAGGGACUGCUCGAAACGCCUCGGGGGGAACCAGGACUUUGUGGAGCUGCAGAGCCAUCCACUGUUUGAGUCCAUCAGCUGGGACGAGCUCCUGGCUAAGAAAGUUACACCCCCCUUCGUCCCCAAAGUGACAGGCCCUUGUGACGUCCGCUACAUCGACCCCGAGUUCACGCUACAAACUGUGCCCGCCUCUGUGGGCUUGACGGACAGGUGCCAAGGGGGCGGGGUUAGUGAGGCCUUCCCAGGGUUCUCCUACAUGCGCCCGCUGGAGUGCGAGGUGGCAGAGCCACUUUCAUAAUUCAUCCAAACCUUGGAAUACGCCG